Molecule: messenger RNA, 1048 nt
Organism: Carya illinoinensis
Lineage: Eukaryota; Viridiplantae; Streptophyta; Magnoliopsida; Fagales; Juglandaceae
Product: protein DETOXIFICATION 27-like
Exons: 1
Coding region: 22-576 (184 amino acids)
Biological process (GO): transmembrane transport
Cellular component (GO): membrane
Molecular function (GO): antiporter activity; xenobiotic transmembrane transporter activity
Source: RefSeq, a predicted model, not a curated record
GAUUUUGGAGGUCAGUUAGGGAUGGGAAGCGCAUUAGAAACGCUGUGCGGGCAGGCAUUUGGGGCCAAGAGGUAUCAUAUGCUGGGAAUAUACACGCAAAGGUCAUGGAUUGUGCUCUUCCUCUGUUGUUUCCCGCUAUUACCUGUUUACAUUUUCACCACUCCGAUUCUGAAACUCCUAGGACAGUCCGACGACGUGGCGCAGUCGACAGGGGUAGUCGCUUGUUGGCUAAUACCCAUGCACUUUAGCUUUGCGUUUGUGUUUCCAUUGCAGAGAUUCUUGCAGUGCCAACGGAAAAACAUAGUGACUGCAUGGGUUUCGUUAGCGGCUCUACUUGUUAAUGUAUUAACGAGUUGGCUCUUAAUUUAUGUGUUCGAUUUUGGGCUUGUGGGUGCUGCCCUUUCGUUGGACAUCGCCUGGUGGAUUUUGGUUUUUGGGUUGUAUGGGUAUACUGUACUGUGUGGUGGGUGUCCUCUGACUUGGUCUGGAUUCUCCAUGGAAGCUUUUUCUGGACUUUGGGAGUUUCUCAAACUCUCUGCUGCUUCUGGAGUCAUGCUUUGGUAUUUCUCUACUUAGGCUCUGUAUCCAUAGUUUCUUCGACGUCCUUCCAUUUAAUUUUGUUGAUUUUUUUAUUAUCUGGAUGUUUUUGGCAAUCUCGCAGCUUGGAGAAUUGGUACUAUAGAAUACUGAUUCUGAUGACAGGAUACUUGCAGAAUUCCACUCUGGCUGUGGAUGCCUUGUCAAUCUGGUCUAUAUGACAUUCUCUUUACCUGUUUUUUCAUCUCUUUUUGGUUAUAUGUAAACUAUCGAUAUCGCUUCUUGGAUGUGAAGUGCCAAUUUCCAUAACUCCCUUUCCUCUGCUUGUUUGGAUUCAAUUUUGCAGCAUGACGAUCAAUGCGUUGGAGAUGAGAGUUCCUUUGGCCUUCUUUUUUGGUACCGGGUACAAAUUAAAGAACACCUUGCUUUAGUGUUCAACCUAAUUAAUCGUAAACAUUGUCAUGAUCCUCAAUCACACAAGGUGAUGCGUGGUAAAGUGUUAGUGAAGACG